Molecule: messenger RNA, 850 nt
Organism: Gorilla gorilla gorilla (western lowland gorilla)
Lineage: Eukaryota; Metazoa; Chordata; Mammalia; Primates; Hominidae
Gene: SCAND1
Product: SCAN domain containing 1
Exons: 2
Coding region: 1-729 (242 amino acids)
Source: RefSeq, a predicted model, not a curated record
AUGCGACUCGAGAACGCUAGAGGGCGCCGCUUCCGGGAGCCCGCAAGCGGCUUCCGGGUGCUCGCGCGCCGACCUGGACGCAGAGAAGCCAGAGACUUUCGCUUCCGGCUGCCGCAGGCGUUUCGCUGGUGCAGACGCAGUGCUGAGCACACAGCUACCGGACAAAGAGUGACGCCCGGAGCUGGAGUUAUGGCGGCUACGGAGCCGAUUUUGGCGGCCACUGGGAGUCCCGCGGCGGUGCCACCGGAGAAACUGGAAGGAGCCGGUUCGAGCUCAGCCCCUGAGCGUAACUGUGUGGGCUCCUCGCUGCCAGAGGCCUCACCGCCUGCCCCUGAGCCUUCCAGUCCCAACGCCGCGGUCCCUGAAGCCAUCCCUACGCCCCGAGCUGCGGCCUCCGCGGCCCUGGAGCUGCCCCUCGGGCCCGCACCCGUGAGCGUAGCGCCUCAGGCCGAAGCUGAAGCGCGCUCCACACCAGGCCCCGCCGGCUCUAGACUCGGUCCCGAGACGUUCCGCCAGCGUUUCCGGCAGUUCCGCUACCAGGAUGCGGCGGGUCCCCGGGAGGCUUUCCGGCAGCUGCGGGAGCUGUCCCGCCAGUGGCUGCGGCCUGACAUCCGCACUAAGGAGCAGAUCGUGGAGAUGCUGGUGCAAGAGCAGCUGCUCGCCAUCCUGCCCGAGGCGGCUCGGGCCCGGCGGAUCCGCCGCCGCACGGAUGUGCGCAUCACUGGCUGAGCGGUGGAGCUGCGGGCGGCCAGGGCCGGGCGCUCUGUGCGGACUGGGGCCAUGAUCGGGUCCGGGGGCCUGAGCCUGGGACCCCACCCCGUGUUAAUGAAAAAUGAGUUUUGGCAGCGCC